UAAAUAUAACUUGGUGGGUUUGUUUAUUUGUUUCGGAUUGUGAUCCGUCCACACAAGUUUAAUGGAAGUCGUAUACAUUCAUUGUCUAUGAACAGCGAAGAGCAAGUUAAUUAAAAUGGCUAAUCUACAGGAAGUUCCCACCGACGACCUGCUCUCGUUCCAGGAUUAUCCCACAGUACAUACUAUCAGUGAUACAACCACUCCCGUACCAAUUUCUCAAAUAGACGUGGCAGGUAAUCUGAAGCCGACCCAAGAAAACAUGCAGCAAUUUUCAAAUAUCAGUCACAGCCAUGCGGACGGUCCUAUGGAACAGAAGGCAGAAGAAAUUCCAGAGACGGUCUCUUUUUGGAAUAUGCGAUAUUACCAGAAGUUCUUCGAUGUGGACACCAGCGACGUAUUGGAGCGCAUACUGGCGUCCAUCACACCCAAAUGGGACAACUCUUUAAAGCAUCACUUGAGAACAAAACCCGAUUUGUACGGUCCGUUUUGGAUAUCUGUCACUCUAAUAUUUACGUUAGCGAUCAGCGGGAACGUGGUCAGCUAUUUGCACCACCGCGGUCCCAAUUUCCAUUGGAAAUACAACUUUCACUUAGUAUCCUACGCUGCAACCACCAUCUGCUUGUACGUGACAGUGAUCCCGUCGACCCUCUGGGGUUUAUUGAAAUAUACCACCGAGGUUGUCGAUAUCGAGGGUUUGGGGGACACGGUGACGCCCGGCAUGUUGGAACUUAUUUGUAUAUACGGAUACUCCCUGUUUAUAUUCGUUCCCGCCAGUGUUCUGUGGUCGAUCCAGAUAGACUUGUUGCAGUGGCUGGUGGCCUUAAUCGCAGCCUUUAUUUCCGGUUCGGUGUUGCUGUUAACUCUGAUGCCGGCUUUGAGACUGUCGAAACGUAAAUUUUUGCUAGUGUUGGGUAUAAUAGCUUGCCACGUGGCUCUGACCGCUGGAUUUAUGUUGUACUUUUUCCACGAUGGAAAUUCUAGGGCGCCGGUACCCGAUAGGCCCGCUCCCAUAGAAGCGGCCCCCAUAAAGCAGAACGUUACUACUGUUAAUGGUGUUGCUGUGUAAAAUUGUUUAAUAAAUCUUUUAUUU
Molecule: messenger RNA, 1090 nt
Organism: Cylas formicarius (sweet potato weevil)
Lineage: Eukaryota; Metazoa; Arthropoda; Insecta; Coleoptera; Brentidae
Product: protein YIPF1
Exons: 2
Coding region: 116-1066 (316 amino acids)
Biological process (GO): vesicle-mediated transport
Cellular component (GO): membrane; Golgi apparatus
Molecular function (GO): small GTPase binding
Source: RefSeq, a predicted model, not a curated record